Molecule: messenger RNA, 2074 nt
Organism: Durusdinium trenchii
Lineage: Eukaryota; Dinophyceae; Suessiales; Symbiodiniaceae
Source: the annotation of a GenBank genome assembly
CUUUUCGGGAACCCUGGACUGGAGCGAGGUGUUUUUUCACCAUGGGAGAACGUGUAGUUUUUUAAGGGCGUGUUAUUAACCCUGAGAGUCCAGUCAUGACUCACUUUACACCCUAUGGUGGUGGAUUAUGACUUCCAGGUGGGGUAAGGUGAGUCAUUGGAAGUUCUGGGAUUUUUGUCAGGGACACCCGAUUCGCCCCAAUGAUGCCCAAUGUUUGUUCCCCGACCCGAGGGGGGCUUUACACAACUGCUGGCAUGGUCUCGCAGGAUUUUGCUAACCAAGCCCUCAGCGGAAGGAAGAGCAGGAUUGUCAGCACAGACAGACAUGGCAUGCUGUGCGCAACCGGAUGAUGCGGAGCUGGUGGCUGUUGAGGCCUUCAACGUGAACUUGCAGCCUGAAGGUCAGGUGAAGAUUGACGAGCUGACUCAACAAGUGUCUACCAUGAAAGAGCAGCUCGAGAAGCGAGAUGCUGAGAUGGAAAAGCAAGGGACGGCGAUCGAGCUGCAGGCAGUUCAGAUCAAGCAGUUGAAAGCCCAGUGUGAGACUGCAUUGAGCAUGGCCCAAGAGGCAGCACCAGCUGUUGAAUGGGGGUGCCUUACGCAGCAGCAGAAAUUUAUGGUGCAAUUCCUCUUCGUUUUGGUGUUCUCAGUCAUCGCAGUGCCCCUUCCCUUGCUGAUCCCUAUCAAUGAUCCGAACUUGGGAGCGCUUGGCAACAUGUCCUUCUUUUAUGGGUACAACAUCUUCGUGAUCGUCUACUACCUCCCCGGACAAUACCGACGCCUCGAGCUCCUCUUGGUGCGCCCAGCAGAUGGGAAGGAGAUGGCCAGGUCUUCCAGUGCCAUCAGUUAUCUUGGCAAAGUCACCUGGCAAGACACGGCCAAGAGGGUGAUCUUCUACCUCUUGGUGAUCUUUGGUUGGUGCACUGGCUACUUCUUGUGCGCCGUGCCAUGGGGAACAAACCUCAUCUACUCCUACAACAUGCUUUAUGGUGCUCCUCCAACCUUUGCCAUGGUGGACUGGCUGUUCCUGGUCCUAGCCGAUCGAAGCUACUGGAACGUCAAGACCCUUAUACUCAUUUUUGCCUACAACUUCCUUACGCUUGCACCUGUGCUGCUCCUGUGCGGCAUUGUCUUCGCCAGCGCAUUCUUCAACACCCCCGUGCUGAUUCUUUGUGCUGCCCUGGCAUCAUGGAUCCUGAUGGAAGUGGUGGGGAUCGUUUCUGACAAGGUACUGCAAAUUCUGAUUCCAUGGGCAGGCUACAGCCUCGAGCACUACUACCAGGUGGGUAAUUCCUUGGUCUUCUCCUGCUUGCUGACAUUCUCGGAGGUGAUCCUGUUCCCCAGCACGAACUCUUGGUGGGCCCUUGUGGGAGUCGUGAUUGUCGACACCAUCGGAGCUGCUCUCCAAUUGCGAGUCCUUUGGAAAUGCGUCGUCUCAGACAGGAGCAAGGGAGAAGGCAUCAGCCAAGAAACCCGUGAGGCCUUGUGGUCCCAGUGUGAAGUUGAUGUGGCACGGUUUUGGCCCGUGCUGGUCGCACUACCUCCACUUAUUUGGCUGAUGGACGAUCGCAAUCCGAACCGUCAGUACUACUACCUCUUCGAUUGUACCACAGCUGAGCACAUGAAUAUCACUGUGGUGUGCAUCCUGGUGAAGUUGGGGUGGACGUGUGCUUUGACGACCGUGGAUGUGGUGUUGUGCACUUCUUGGGGGAUUGGACUAGAGAGGGCCAAACAACUCAUGAAGAUGUACGACAAGCAUUGGGUGAUGAUGACCGCAACCUUUGCUUUGAGUGGGGCACUUUUCACCAGCUGCUGGCUAGUGAAGCACGAUGGCCUACGACUGUUGGAAGUGCUCAGCGAAUGUUGAGCAACUUCUUUUUGCAUUUGUUUUUGCACUUUAUAUUUUCAUUUUUCCAUGUUGGCCCUUGGCGGCAAUUGGCGGCAUGUAUUGAAGAGCUGCUGCUAUAUUUGCAUGCCUGUAGUCGACUGCUUGAUCCGAUGAAGCAGAUUGGCAUAUCGGAUACUAAACUUGCCCUAUACUUGAUUCGAAGAAGCUCGAAGAAGCUCAGCUAAAA